This is a messenger RNA of Teleopsis dalmanni, 2097 nucleotides long. Its product is annotated as aspartate aminotransferase, cytoplasmic-like. The transcript has 7 exons. The coding region runs from base 462 to 1691 and encodes 409 amino acids. Gene Ontology annotation, cellular component: cytosol. The record is from RefSeq and is a predicted model, not a curated record. Lineage: Eukaryota; Metazoa; Arthropoda; Insecta; Diptera; Diopsidae. Gene Ontology annotation, molecular function: L-aspartate:2-oxoglutarate transaminase activity; pyridoxal phosphate binding. Gene Ontology annotation, biological process: L-aspartate biosynthetic process.
AAAAUAUAUCUUCAUAGAGAUAUAUGUUUACGGGUUACUCUCUGAUAUAUAUAAAUGUAAUUCAAAUUUUUGCACGUUAAUAAUUUGUCUCAUUGUUUAAAUUGUAACUUUAAAUAAUGAAUCAAGUUUGCCGCCAGCAGAGAAGACAUUACGUUAGAAACGUCAUCGCUUUCAUUUUUAGCUUUUACGCAAAUUAUACUUUGCACUGCAAUUCUUAACUCACUCAAUUUCGCUGUUAGUAAAAGUUGGGCCGCCGGUUUGUGUGUUUCUUGAUUAAUUUUGGUCGGGUGUUUAUUUUCAAACAUUGCUAAUUAAUAACAUUGCGCUACGCAAUUAAAGCAUUAAAUUCAUUCAUAUUUUUGGCAUAAUUUUUUGCUUCGAAAAAAAAUUUUCGUGGUUACCACAAUUUUAAUAACCAAAUUCCAAUUCCUGAAAUUACACUGAACCAAUACAAGUCCAACAUGUCAUCUGUUUUCGAUGGUGUCAAAGGAGGGCCAGCAAUUGAAGUUUUCGCCUUAAACAGAGCCUUCAUUGAGGACAAAGACCCCAAUAAGGCUAAUUUGGGAGUAGGAGCAUAUCGUACGAAUGAAGGAAAACCAUGGGUGUUACCAGUUGUUCGUAAAGCCGAAAUACAAGUUGCCAGCAAUGAGGAGAUUAACCACGAAUACUUACCAGUUUUAGGUAACGAAGCAUUUAGGAAUGCUGCAACUGGUUUGCUAUUGGGUAAUGACUCAAUUGCAAUACAAGAAAAUCGGGCUUUUGGUGUGCAAACCUUAUCGGGCACGGGAGCGUUACGUCUUGGAGCCAAUUUGUUGUGUAAUUUAAUGGAUCGUGUUCAUUUCUAUUAUUCCAAUCCAACUUGGGAAAAUCAUCAUAAAGUGUUUACAGAUGCUGGUUUUAAACAUGCUAAUGUAUAUCGUUAUUGGGAUACUAAUCGACAUGUUAUUGAUUUUGAAGGACUUAUAGCAGAUUUGAAAGAUGCACCAGAACAUUCAGUUAUAAUUUUACAUGCUUGCGCUCAUAAUCCAACUGGCAUGGAUCCAACCCAAGAACAAUGGAAGGAAAUUGCUGAUGUAAUGGAGAGGAAAAAUUUAUUCCCAUUCUUCGAUUCAGCAUAUCAAGGAUUUGCUAGCGGAGAUCCUGAUCGUGAUGCAUGGGCUGUAAGAUAUUUCGUAGAGCGUGGCUUUGAACUUGUCUGCGCCCAAUCUUUUGCCAAAAAUUUUGGACUUUAUUGUGAACGUGUUGGUAACUUAACAGUUGUACAACGUAAUCCCAGCACAACUGCUAAUGUUCAAUCACAACUUACUUUAUUGGUACGCGGCGCAUAUUCUAAUCCACCAGCGUUUGGUAGCAGAAUCGUUGAAUUAGUACUUAACGAUGAAGAACUUAGAGCAGAAUGGAUGGAGUCAAUACAAACUAUGUCAAAUAGAAUCCGUGCAAUGCGUGAAGCUUUAGUUGGAAAUCUCAAACAACUAGGAACCCCUGGUAACUGGAAUCAUAUUAUUAAACAAAUUGGAAUGUUUUCAUAUACUGGAUUAAAUGAGGAACAAGUUGCCAAUCUUAUUAAAGAUCACCAUAUUUAUUUACUUAAAUCAGGACGUAUCAAUAUGUGUGGCAUAAAUGAAAAUAAUGUAGAAUACAUUGCAAAAGCCAUAUAUGAUGUUGUUACUAGAACAGAGAGUAAACUGUAAUAAAGUUAAAAAGGAUUAAUGAACUCCUGUAGAUUUAAACUGGCACAAAUAAUAGAGACAAAUAAAUGUAAUAUGGUUUUCAUAAAUGACUAAAAAUGCACACAUACUAAGCCAAACAUACUAAUGAAAUAAUGCAAACUUCGAAAACUAAUUAGGGAAUCUAAUAGUAUUAUAUAUUGAUGCAUUAAAUCCCUAUGGUACAAGAGAAUAAAAAACAAUAACUAUAAUGAACAAUAUCAGAAAUCGACCCACUGAAAUUAUUUUUGCAUAUAAAACAAUUUUACCAAUAUUUGUAAUAGAAUUUACUUCAACUUUUACAAUAUGUUUUAUUAAUUAUUAAAAUUAUUAUAGUGCGUAUAUAUUUAUUAGUAAGUUUAAAAUGCAAAUUUUAACACAAAGUUUACUU